This is a messenger RNA of Helobdella robusta, 867 nucleotides long. RefSeq lists its product as hypothetical. The record is from RefSeq and is a predicted model, not a curated record. The transcript is spliced from 5 exons. Lineage: Eukaryota; Metazoa; Annelida; Clitellata; Rhynchobdellida; Glossiphoniidae. Bases 1 to 867 code for a protein of 288 amino acids.
AUGGCCGGUCCACACGAUGGCCCUAAAGAUUUUAAUGAUCCUCAAGCUGACGAAAAGAAGAGAUUAGAUAGAUAUGUUUCACUGCUGUGUGUUGCAGUCGUCGAUUUGGUGAAAAGUUGCGAUAAGAUUCCUCCCGACGGCCAGUUAUGCCAGGCUAUUAAUGAUGGUACAUUGAAAGCAUUGGUUCUUACUGGGACAGGCUUUACGGGAAAAUGUGGAGUAGCGAUAACUGAUGAACAGCUGGAGAAAUUAAAUGAAGUGUCCGUCAGCAGCGGCGCAAACGAUCUUACUCCCGGUGACAAACAUGUCCUUCUGAUGGCCGGUCCACACGAUGGCCCUAAAGAUUUUAAUGAUUCUCAAGCUGACGAAAAGAAGAGAUUAGAUAGAUAUGUUUCACUGCUGUGGUUAAAGACCGGUAUACUUGGCUCAGCUUUAAAAACUGGAGUCAAACCUAAGGUUUAUGAUGAUAGUCCGUUCAAGAAACCAGAAAAAUUAAAUGCAUCAUAUCAGGUCUAUCUUUUCAAACAAGUAACUGACCGAAUAUUUUUAAAUGAGGAAUCCGCUGAUUAUGAAAUUACUAAUGACGAAAAUAUGUUUUUCUCCCUUUCGAAUUUUGUAAAUAAGAAUUUAUUAUGCGAGCAUUUGUUAGGCACCUACGAGUUUCGUUCCGUUCCAAAUAUUCCCAACAAAAAAGAUACUACCUCUAUGCCAAAUACGGAAAAAACUGAAAAUACAAAAAAACCAUUUCCCGUUAGUACUUCAGUUCCGAAUGAGGCAAAUAAAAGUGGCGCUGCAAUCUCUUUUGUGUCCUUGCUCGUCAUCUGCUUACCUACUCUCAACGUGCUGAGGGUUUUCAAAAUUUACUGA